GUUCGGGGCUACUCAAGCCACCCAUGGCGAUUCUCAACCUGUUCAAUGUUUUUUUCUUUCUGUCGAGUGCAUUAGAUGGAUGAAUGUAACAUUUGUACUAGCAGUUGCUUUCGGCGAGCGAGGUGUCAAGCGGAGGGCACACACAGUCGCGAGGGACCCCAGAGUUAAGUGUGGCUGUAACAUCACGCCGACAUCUUUUCUCAUUCAAUCGAUGCAAUCUUGACACACUUGGAAACAGCUGUCUCACAGAAACAUGUCCCUACGCAGAAACUGCUUCUAAGAGAACUGCGCCGGCAUAUGCCAUCCACCCGGUUGCGAAACUGACAACAUCGAGCGAUGGCGCGCAGCUCAAAUUAUCCUGCGUACGUCCUGCUCGUGCCAGUGGGGUUCUCUCGCGCAUUAGAUUGGGGGUAUGACCACCUGUCGAAAUGUCAGGGCCAGCAGAAGGAAGUCGCAUCGUGCGACCUGUCAGCGUGUGCAUCGGAGGAAUGCCUCGACUGCGUCUGGGGAUCAUGGUACGUGUACGCAACGUAAAUAUCGCGUGUGAAAAGAUCAUUAUACGAAGCAGUGUCCGGGGUACCCGUAAUACAACUUACACAAAACAUAAUUCCAGGUCGUCGUUCUCCGCAUGUGCCUGCAAUGGUCUCCAGGAGCGACACCGUGAAAUCUACUCGCACAACAAUGGUUGUGGGAAGCCAUGCGACGGCCCGAUGUCAGAGACGGUCAGCUGCGAGCCGGACUGUCAGAAGCCAAAAGUAGACUGCGCACUGUCAUCUUGGUCGUAUUGGUCAACAUGUUCCGAGCCCUGCGGUGGAGGGGAUACAUUUCGGACGCGAUCAAUAGAAACGAAGGCAAGCAACGGCGGUGCACCGUGCGAAGCGAGCAUGAAGGAAGUCUCAACAUGUAACACGACACCAUGCCACGACGCCGUGGACUGCGCACUAAACGAGUGGAGCUCAUGGGGCGAAUGUAUUCAUUUAGAUGGCGUCCUUGAUGAUUUGGUAGAUGAAUGUGAGUGUAGUUGAAUGUGAGUGCGGUAUAAACGCCCCCUUAAGGUACGUGGAAGCCUUAAGUCAUAUUGGUAAGGAACCAUUCUAAGUUAUAUAGGUAGCAAAACAUGCGGCAACGGUGAAAUGAAGCGAACGCGGACGGUCUUGAAUGAAGCGCGAUUCGGCGGAAAGCUUUGCGAUUUAACCAGUCUCGAGGAAGUGGCAGCGUGUGGAACGGAUCCCUGCGACGUCGUUGAGGAUUGCGUCUGGGGAGACUGGAGUUACUGGUCCGCAUGCUCCCAGUCGUGCGGUGGGGGCCAGAAAUCGCGGGCGAGGAAUAUCGACGUUGCCCCACGGAACGGCGGCCUGCACUGCGAGGCAAAAACUAUGAGCGAAACGACGGGGUGCAACGAGCAGAGCUGCAGCGAGGUGCAGGAUUGUGUCAUCGGCGAGUGGACCGAGUGGGAUGCCUGCUCUUGCAGUUGCAAUGGUAUUGUAAAAAGCUGCAAGUUCAUGUUCAAGUUCAUCUACUGCUCUGUUUUGCUGGUCCCGUGACGGCCCGUUGAGUAGAAUCAACAAUUCUUGUACAGUUGCGUGACCGAACUUUGAUGUUCAAUUGUGCGAGACAACAAACAGGUAUUCAGCAGCGCACGAGGCACAUCGAUGAGUUCCCACUGAACGGUGGGAAGGUCUGUCAGGGCGCGCUAAAAGAGAUCCAGAGUUGCAAUACGGGCCACGUUUGCGAUCCGCCCCCCGGUCCAGCACCCAUCGACUGUUUGCUUGAAGAGUGGUCGGAUUGGUCCGUUUGUACUGCAAAGUGCGGCGGGGGCGUAACAAAACGGCACCGCAAAAUUGCAACUUUUCCCGACUUCGGGGGCAAGGGCUGCGACGGAGAACUGGAGCAAGUGGAGAUGUGCAACGAGCAUCUCUGUGCGGAAGAUAUUCCGCCGCACGACGUUCCAAUAAAUUGCGACUGGGCGGAGUGGUAACCGCUUGAUUGGCUUCUUGUGAUCGCGUUGCACCAUUUUUCGAAGUUGGUCGUUUGUAUGAUUGAUGACAAGCAUGUCGCUGUGCCGCAACGUAAAGCGGUGAAGACAAAAAAUGAAACUCAGGGACGAGUGGGGACCCUGUUCCGCUAGUUGCGGCCACGGUCAGCGCAACCGGCACCGCGAAAUCAAAACCAUGCCAAACAAGGUCGGUAAGCCUUGUGAAGAGGGCGCAAUGUUUGAAGUGGAACACUGCGAGGGCCAGCACUGUGGUGACAAGGAUUGCAUCUGGUCUGAGUGGACGGCCUACGGUGCCUGUCCGUGUACCGGCUUGCGGGAACGGAGUAGACACAUCGUUCAGCAUUACAGCGGGCCACACGGCAAGCCCUGCGAAGGCGCCGCCGUGGAAACGCGGGCCUGCUAUCCACAGCAAAUUUACCUCAAACACCGACCACAGAAACAUGGCAAUUCAUCUUCCUCAGGAUACAGAAAUCCGAUAUUCUAAUCUCGGGUUGACGAAAUCAUUUUUGCUGUCAGAAGAGAGCGUGUGGUGGUGCGGUAAAUUUUUGUUGGGUUGCAUACCUGCCAGCCGGAUUGCAUUAAGGACCAGAUUGAUUGCGUAGCGUCUGAGUGGGGCGACUGGAGUGAGUGCACGGCGACGUGCAACGGCGGCCAGCAGUUCCGGCAGAAGAUGAUUGAGGCGGAAGUGUUAAACGGGGGCCGACCCUGCCAGACCGAUCUGAAAGAGACCCGGGGGUGCAACCAGGACGUCGUUUGUUACGACCAAAUGCCGGAAGACUGCUUAAUGACUGAGUGGAGUUACUGGAGCACCUGCAGCGUCACCUGUGGCGAAGGACAAAAAAGCCGCGAACGCACCAUCCAGCGCCACCCGGCCUGGGGCGGAAAGACCUGCGAGCGAGAGUCUUUAGUCGAGGUAGUUUUUCGUGCAGUUUUCUUCGCCCUUUUUUGUUCCCGCAGCGAAGUUGGACAUUUUUUUUCCGGAAGACGUGUUUCUCUUAUUCGGGAUCUGCUUUGUCCAUCACCAUCUUUAAUGCCCUGACAUCACAGACAAAAGGCUGCACCAUGGAGCAGUGCCCAGAAGACGUAGACUGUGUGUGGGGAGAGUGGACCGAAUGGAACGACUGCAGUGCUACCUGCGGAAACGGAGUGCACGAGCGGGAACGUGGCAUUGAUGUACGAAUAUCAUGUGUUUUUUUCGCAUUUGAGUUGCAUUGCCUAACCCUAGUGUGAAAAACUCGACAUCUUAGCCAUGAAAGACAUGCAAAAAUUGUCGAUGCAAAACAUCAAAAAUAAAAAUUCACGAAAAGGUUGCGCCCCGCGGGAUCGGGAAGCUUUGUGAGGCGAAGGAUCGUGCGGAAGUGAAGCCCUGCAAGGUGCAGGAAUGUGACUCUCCCUGCGUGGACGGCUUGUGGUCCGAGUGGACCGAAUUUUCACAGUGCUCGAAGUCCUGUGGUGGCGGUUAUCGCUUUAGCAGCCGCGAGGUGUUGACCACCCCAAACUACUGCGGCAAGGGACUCGAAGGACCCAACAGAAGGUACGAGAAGUGCAACGAGCAGGAGUGCGGAUUGGAAGCGGUUGACUGCGCCUACGCCGAGUGGGGCUACUGGUCAGAUUGUUCCGCGCCCUGCAACGGAAUCCAAGACCGAAGUCGCAGGAUCGCAACGAACGCGGCGCACGGCGGAAAACCGUGCGAGGGCUCGAUGAAGGAAAUACAAGGAUGCAACAUCAGUACGGAGUUUAUCUUUAUGCUGGAUGAUGUUUUGGAUUUGGUAUGUUGAAAAGUCUUACCCUUUUGCUUGUACGUGAAGAUGAAAUUCAAAUUUUCGAGCUCAUCUGUUGAACCAACGCUUGCUGCAGGGUUCCUCUUUCAAAAAUUUCCACUACGUUUCGGAAAAAAGUAGACAUCAACUUCUGCGCGAAUUGAUAAAUCACGCAUACAGAUUCCUCCGAUUGCAAGGGAGUUCCGGUGGACUGCAUCCUUGAGGAGUGGUCGGAUUAUGGCAGCUGCUCCGCCGAUUGCGGGGGUGGCGUGCACCGCAGAGAGAGGAGAAUUUUACAGAAGCCGCAGAAUGGCGGGAUGCCCUGUCACGGGUCGCUCGUGGAAGUGAGCGGGUGCAACGACUGGAAAUGCGCAACAACCAUCGACUGCGUCUGGGGCUACUGGAGCAGCUGGGGUGCGUGCUCCAAGGAGUGUGGCGGCGGGACAACCACGAGAUUUCGCCACAUCGAUACCAUGCCCAGUGAAGACGGAAAGCCGUGCGAUUUGGACGACUCGCUGGAAGUCGAGAGCUGCAACAAAUACCCCUGCGGAAGCAUCCAGUAUUGCGUGUGGGGAAGCUGGAGCGGCUGGUAUAACUUCACUAGCACAGCAGGCUUCAAGGCUGAAUGGGAUUACAUGAGCCUUUUUUCGUCUCUUGCGUGCCGCUUUUGACAUCAUCGAACAUUUUCCAAUGAAUUGAUAAAGCGUCUCUAUUUGCACUCACAGGUCCGAUUGUAGUGCAACAUGCGGAACUGCGGAGACGUCAAGAUAUCGAAAUCUCGAGUACAGCAGCUACGAGCCGUGGGACCAGAAGGACAUACUAGUCACAGGUUUGCAGCAGACUGCAUUUUUUGCCUGUUUUGCUUCUCUUAUCGACGUUUAAGGUGUUGCCACGAAGAAGCAUGAGAUGUGCGCAAAAAGGAAUCGCGGUAAAUUUUGUCCAAACGUAUCUCUACUACCGAGGUAUCUUGGCCGAGCUCGAAAAGACACUCUCUCCGCCCGGGGCCGAGUACUCGAUCAAGCAUCUGCUUGGAUGCUUCUUCGCCGGUAUGGUUGCCUGUAUCGUAGGCUUGGGAUUCCUCACCGGGGUUUUUAGGAGAAGACAGAAUGACGAGGGCAGUUCAUUGUCUCCGUUCGAUUCUUCCACGGCCUCGCCGAUGCUGGAGCCAACAGAUAUACUAACCAGGAACCCUGCACCCGCACCUGAGCCACCAGGUUCGUCGUGACCGAACGAAUUUUUUUGAUCUCUCGGAACUUAUUCGUGAGAAACCGAUUUUCCAGAUUUUUUGUUUUACUAUGAAAUGUGAGAUUCAUACUGGGUCGGUCCCGAUGCGAGCUUUCAGCAGUAGUUCCGCAGUUUUUAACGAAUCCGCUUCGUUUAUUCCGCUUUCAUAUCGUGCUGGUGUCUUUCCACAUGAUAUCUGAUAGCAUCCCCGAGGAAACGAAAAACACUUCGCUCGCUUUAUUGUCGAUAAUUUCUCAAACCUAGAUACUAACGCGAGUGCGGACCUCCACGAGUACCUAGAUGCAAAUUUGUUUCCGGCCUUCGCCUUGGAGGAGGCGCUCAUGGAGGAACCACAUAUCGAGCCCGGCCUGAUGCGCUCAAGCUUCUUUCGCGUUUUUUGAAAUAGCAUCUCCCAGUUGUUGUAUAGUGGACGAGCCGCGGCGCCGUCCCGUUCUCUUAGUAAAAGUGAUUUCUAGGCGAGCGCACGAAAAUAAAUACGAGUCGAAGCUCAGCAAGAGAUUGCUGCACGCAAGCGCCUUUUACAUCAUAGUUAGAGUGAAGUGUUUUUCUGUUCAAGUGAAUGUAGCGGAACUGCAGCCAGGAAAGCUUGCCUUGGGACGACCGAUAUUUUAUCCUGCAUAAAUCUCAUUUUCAGUCAAUGGAACAAUGCGAUGUCUCUGCUCGUCUAGAAAGAGCUAGACAUGCAGGUCGGCGGCAGAAAGCAAGUAGACUUGCCUGCUGCGCGACCGGGAACUUCUGCGGAAAUAUUUUUACGUAAAGACAAGCCAGAGACAAGAAAACAGAAAACUUAUUUGUACGAACUACCAUGCGAGUAGUGUUGAGUUUACGUAGAAGUCGAGUUGGACUUGUACGAUGCUAAAUCUUCCGCCCUGUCAUCCCAACGGGAGCUAGGCGCUGGGCAUGCGGAAAGAAACACGGGACAUGCAAAUUUAUCAUGCUGCACAGCUGCACCGUGACCGACGGCUAGCGUACCAGAUUUCUAGUAUACAGCAAGUCUGGUCCUGGAUCUGGUAGUCCAGUAGAAACUGUCGUGUGCGGUCUGAUGCGGAAAAA
This is a messenger RNA of Amoebophrya sp. A120, 6054 nucleotides long. Lineage: Eukaryota; Dinophyceae; Syndiniales; Amoebophryaceae. The record is from the annotation of a GenBank genome assembly.